Molecule: messenger RNA, 1449 nt
Organism: Tetrahymena thermophila SB210
Lineage: Eukaryota; Ciliophora; Oligohymenophorea; Hymenostomatida; Tetrahymenidae
Exons: 1
Source: RefSeq, a predicted model, not a curated record
AUGGAUAUUUAAGGAUAGUUGAAGUGCUAAAAACAUCGCAAUAACGACAUUUUGUUUGUCAAAGUUAAAAAUAUAAAAGAUGAAGAAGAUGUUUUUUAUUGUGAAUUGUGCCCUUUUAGCGAAUCAAAUUUUAGUAUGAGUGAUUGUACUCCCAUCAAAUCUAUUUUAAAUUGGAAUGAAGAAUCUCCCAUUAUUAAUCUGUUUCCUUUUAAUGAUUAAGAAUUAAUUAAAAAGCUUAAAGAUAUUUAUGAGAAAAAUAUUUAUGAAUAAUUACCAAAUCAAAUUAAUUAAUUUUAUGAUGAUUUGUAAGCCAAAAUAAUGUAAAUGAUAUUUGAAUCUAAAAAAACAUCUAUCACAUUAGCUCAAUAGCUAUGUGAGUAAAAAUAAAAGCUUUUGCAAUAAUAUAAGCAAGCAAUAAAUGCUGAUGAAAUUAAAAAAAUUUUACAAUCCUAAAAUUCUAAUACAGAUUAAAUUUAAAAAAUCUACAAAGAUUAUAUGAAAACUGUUUUUUAAAAUUCAGAAAGGAAUACUUAAAUUUUAAAUGAUUUAAAUAAAUAAUAGUAAAUAACAUAUGGGGAGCUUAAGUUGGUUUAAUAAAAAAUAAUUUCGAGCAGUUUGCUUUAAAUAAAAAAUGAUAAUGAUUUUAUCAAAAACUUUCCUCUCAUACUCCCAAAUUAAGUAGAUUUAAUGCCUUAACUAAAAUUUAGAAAAGUAGACAAAGAGGAAAAUAUGAUAAGUAAAAAUGAUAUUUUAAAAAUUGUUAACGGUAAAAUUUAAUUUAAAAUGUUUAAUCAAAAACCUAAUUAAUCUUUAAAGAAUUAUUUUUAUGAAUCAAACCUUGUUUUAAAUUAGAGUAAAUUAUACAUUUUUAGAUUUCAGAUAUCUAAUAUGUAAGUACAUAAAAUUGAGAUCUUAUUAAGCAAUAAAACUAAAGCUUAUGAUAUUGAACCUAAUAGGAUAUUUAAUAAUUAUGCACAAAAUAAUGGAGUAUUGUUAGGAAAUUAGCAAAUUAAUUACGAUCUCUUUGGAGUUUAGUUAAAUAAUGGAGGAUUGUUUGGAGGUUAGCAAAACAAUUAAAGAAACUUCUUAAUAAAUAUUCAGAAUAAUGGAAAUAAUUAAAUAUAAUUUAUAAAUAUUAAUAGUCAUAAUAACAGUAAUUAAUUGUUUGGUGUACCUUAAAAUAAUUCUAAUUAACAAAGCUAAUUUUAUUCUAUAAAAGGAGAUUUAAAUUAAAGUUUUAAUAUUGAAACAUUAUUUGAAAUUAAAAUAUUAGUAAAUAAAGGAAUAUUUGAAGUUUCUGAUUAUCCUAACAAACAAAUAAUUGUAGGUUUAGCGUAAUAGUAUAGAAGUCAAUUAUAAACCAGUUUAAACUAAGAGUUUGUUUUAUCUUUUAAAGGUAGUAUAGAUUUAAUUCAUGCAACUGAAUUUGAAUAAGAAAUAUAAAUAUGA